Molecule: messenger RNA, 1372 nt
Organism: Drosophila busckii
Lineage: Eukaryota; Metazoa; Arthropoda; Insecta; Diptera; Drosophilidae
Gene: Ktl
Product: BTB/POZ domain-containing protein KCTD12
Exons: 1
Coding region: 314-1006 (230 amino acids)
Biological process (GO): protein homooligomerization
Source: RefSeq, a predicted model, not a curated record
ACACAGUUCGAAACGAGAGCUCAGCGAGUGCGGACGUGCAAAACGCCUGCAACGGCUGUAAACAGAGCAAGUUAAUUAAAACAACUAAAGCGCAGUCAGCAACGGCAGGCAACGCAAUUAAACGUAGUCAAAAUUUAUAAAACAAAACACAACGUUUUGAAAAAGUUAUUAAAUAUAUAAGCCAAGUCGUGUGUGUUUAUAGCAUUGUCGCUUGCCAUAUGUGCCAGAGGAAUUAGGUUAACCCACAAGCAAAAGAAAAAAGCGAGGCAAACCAAACAAGCAGCAGCAGUGUAAAUAAGUUUUUGGCCAGGCAAUGCCCGAGAUAAUAGAGCUGAAUGUUGGCGGCGUGCAUUAUACCACCACGCUGGCCACGCUGUUGCAGGAUAAGACGACACUGUUGCAUGAACUCUUUGGCAACGCCGAGGGUCGCGACUCGCUGGCCAAGGACAGCAAGGGGCGCUACUUUCUGGACCGCGACGGCGUGCUCUUUCGCUAUAUACUGGACUUUAUGCGCGACAAGGCUCUAAAUCUGCCCGAAGGCUUUCGCGAGCGGCAGCGUCUGCAGCGCGAGGCGGAGCACUUCAAGCUGCUGACAAUGCUGGAGUGCAUACGCAGCGAGCGCGAUGCACGUCCGCCUGGCUGCAUCACCAUUGGCUAUCGCGGCAGCUUUCAGUUCGGCAAGGAUGGCCUUGCCGAUGUCAAGUUUCGCAAGCUGUCACGCAUUCUGGUCUGCGGACGUGUCGCGCAGUGUCGCGAGGUCUUUGGCGAUACGCUGAACGAGUCGCGCGAUCCGGAUCAUGGCGGCCCAGAUCGCUAUACGUCGCGCUUCUUCUUGAAGCACUGCUUCAUUGAGCAGGCGUUUGACAAUCUGCAUGAUCAUGGCUAUCGCAUGGCGGGCAGCUGCGGCUCCGGCACUGCGGGCUCGGCGGCGGAGCCCAAGCCGGGCGUCGACACCGAGGAGAAUCGCUGGAAUCACUACAAUGAGUUUGUCUUUAUUAGGGACUAAGCCACACACUGACUGCAAACCCAAACCCAGCUUGAAACUCUUUAAAACGCUCGCAUUAUGUUUGUGAUAAGGCAGCCUUGGUUUCUAUCUAUCUCUCUCUCUCGAACGAAAUUCAUGUUUUUGAAGCCCACCUUUCUAUUCCAAUGGGAACAUUUGAGUCGUACAAUUCAAAGCGAACAAUCCCUAUGCGCAUAUAUAGGCCAAAAUAGUGAACAAAUUUUUUGAAGAAACGUAGCCAAAACACAGUUUAAAAAGCCAGAACAAUUUACUAACAAACUCUUCAAUAUACUUAUGUAGACAAAAAAAGGUUUAACGAAAACUAAUUAAAACACAAAGUACUAUUUCAAAAUACGGGUCACUACUAUU